GAUUGACAGUUUGAUGACAUCAUGACUGUUGGUGAUGUUUGAUUGUGUAAAAAAACAGUGCGAAAAACGCGAAAAAUGCCCAAAAACUCCCGAAGAUCGCACGGAAAAUAGUUUAAUUGUGUAAUAAUGUGCCUGAGUGUUGCCCCAAGCAUCCCGUCACUGUAGUGCCGUGGCCCCCGUGAGUGUUUGGGCGAGGUCCCCCGUGUGUUGAAGAAUUUUUCUGCACCUGCAACAAGUGCCACGAAAGGUGAUCCGUGCUGUUUUGGGCGGGUGAAGGUGGUGUGAAGACAAAGUGAGUGGACUGGAGCGAUAGGACGUUAGAUAAGAGUGUGCACAAUGUCACGGCACGAUCGUGGCAAACCCAGCGGCAUCAUGGACACCCUCUUUGGGCGUCCAAAGUUGCGCGGGAAGACAGGAAGCGCCAAUGGGCGCCCAAUCUCGGAGCCAGAGGGUGAUUUGCAACAACUCACGGCUGAGGUGUACCGCAUGACGACCGAUGAGAUCACCCACAAGUUCCUCGACAUUCUCGAGGACAUGAACAUACCCAAGGACAAGAGACAGCCCCUGCUGCUGAAGAGUGUGGAAGAGAAACGAGAGAUGAUUCUCAUGCACACCAAGGGAAAGGCUUCCACGGAGAAUAGAACUCACUCCCGGUUCGAGAAGCCGCGUGACUACAUUGACUACCUGCGUGAUCGUGAGCAUCACAUCCACAAAAUUCACGCGUGCGUGGAAAACUUGAGGGUGGCUCUUACGAGUAAUCCAAUAAGUUGGAUUAAGGAAUUCGGGGAGGAGGGAAUCGAUGAAAUUGUGAGCCUUUGGCGAGACUUUAAGCCCCAGAAGUGGUUCGAGAAGACCGAGUACGAGUGCAUUCGCUGCCUGAAGGCUAUCCUCAACAAUACAUGGGGUCUGAAUGCCAUCAUUGGACCGCAGCAGCAUGCCGCCGUCCUCCUCCUGGCACAAUGCCUCGAUCCCCGGAAACCCCACACAAUGAGCGAAGCUGUAAAACUCCUCGCUGGUCUGUGCCUUAUCCCCGAACGCAAUGGCUACGAUAAAGUUCUCAGGGCCAUCACGAAUGCAGCAGCUACAGUGGACAAGACGGGCGAACGAUUCCGAUGGAUCGUGGAAGGGCUCUUUGUGGAGCACGACGCCAAUGAGACGAAGCGUGAUUUGUGCUAUUUGUGUCUCAUGUUCCUCAAUACAAUCCUCAAUUCUCCGGAUCUCAAUUUCCGGCUCCAUUUGCGCUGCGAGAUCAUGCGCACGGGGCUGUAUGAGCGCCUCGAGCUACUCGGUGAUAUCGUUGAGAGUAGCAAUAUGGAGAGCCUGAAGAAGCACUACAAGAUCUUCAAUGAUGCCCGCGAGGAUGAUUCGGAAGAAUUCAGUCAACGCUUCGACAAUGUCCGCCUUGAGUUGGACGACAUGAAUGAUUGCUAUGAGCUUGUUAAGAAUAUCGUUUCGGACACAUCGGCCGAACCCUACUUCCUCUCAAUCCUCCAGCAUUUGCUCUUCAUUCGCGACGACCACGAAUACCGUCCGGCGUAUUUUCAGCUAAUUGAGGAGUGUGUGUCGCAAAUUGUCUUCUUCAAGAAUGGCUGUGAUCCGAAUUUCAAGAGUCGCGACUUCCACAUUAAUGUGGACAUGCUGCUCGAUGAUCAGGUGGAGAAGUCCAAGCAGAAGGAUCAGAAGCGCAAUGAGGAGUAUGAGAAGAAGAUUGAGGCACUCGAGACGGCUAAGCAGGAAGCGGAAGCGCAUGCGGCGACACUCAUGGAGAAGAUUAAGGCAUUCGAGGAGACGGGAGUUGUGCCGGUGGUCACAAAUAAACUGCCUGACAUUAAAAUUCCGCCUCCUCCGCCACUUCCAGGGCAGAAGCAGCAGGGUGGUCCUCCGCCUCCACCUCCCCCACCUGGGAAAAUUGGUGGAGGUCCUCCACCGCCGCCUCCGCCACCUGGUAUGGGACCCCCUCCGCCGCCACCACCCCCAGGUAUGGGACCACCACCCCCACCCAUGGGUGGUAUUGGACUUCCGCCACCCGCAAAAGCUCCGCUCGUGCUGCCCCAUGGGUUGAAGCCGAAGAAAAAGUGGGACGUCGAUGGUCCCAUCAAGAGGGCCAAUUGGCAGGUGAUUACCCCCACGAGAAUGUCAGAGAAGGCCUUCUGGGUCAAGUGCAAAGAGGAUCGUCUCGCUUCCGAUGAUAUCUUCAUGGGACUCUCGAGUAAAUUCACCUCCAAACCCAUUCGCAAGAUGGACAAGGAUACAAUGGACAAGGCACCAACAACGAAAAAGAAUGUCGUGGAUUUGCGCGUACUCGAUGGGAAAUCAGCCCAAAAUAUCGCCAUCCUCUUGGGGGGUUCCCUCAAGCAUUUGUCCUACGAUCAGAUAAAACUCUGCCUUUUGCGCUGCGAUACAUCAAUUCUCACGUCAAAUAUUCUCCAGCAAUUAAUUCAAUACCUUCCGCCGCCUGAUCAAUUGAAACGUCUGCAGGAUCUCAAGAAUAAGAAUGAAGAGCUCACAGGAGUGGAGGAUUUUGCAGCAACAAUUGGAGAAAUAAAGCGACUUAGCCCUCGUCUGCACAGCCUCAAUUUCCGCCUGCAAUUCAAUGAUAUGGUACAGGAUGUGAAACCGGACAUUGUAGCGGGUACAGCUGCAUGUGAGGAGGUGAAGGAGAGUGCCAAGUUUGCCAAAAUUCUCGAAUUGAUUCUCCUCAUGGGGAACUACAUGAAUUCCGGGACGAAGAAUGAGCAAGCAUUUGGCUUUGAGAUGAGUUUCCUCACAAAGUUGAGUAGCACAAAAGACUAUGAGAAUAAACAGACUCUGCUGCAUUUUGUCGUUGAUGUGGUAGAGAAGAAAUUCCCAGAUGCAUUGGCACUGGAUAAGGAUCUAUCGCAUGUGGAUAAGGCAAGUCGUGUGAGUAUGGAGAAUAUCCAGAAGACAAUGCGGCAGAUGAAUGCGUCGCUGAAGAAUCUCGAUUCGGACUUGACCAACAAUAAAUUGCCACAGAAUGAAGAUGAUAAAUUUAGCGAAGUUAUGGGACAAUUUGCGCAGGAUUGUCGAAAGACUGUGGAAGUGUUGGGGAAGAUGCAGGUCCACAUGGAAUCCUUAUUCCGCGAUCUCGCCGACUAUUACACUUUUGAUCCGGCCAAGUAUACCAUGGAGGAGUUCUUUGCGGACAUAAAAACCUUCAAGGAUGCCUUUCUGCAGGCACAUGCAGACAAUUUGCGUAUCCGGGAGGAGGAGGAGAAGGCACGACGGGUGCGAGAGGCGCGUGAACAAGCAGCCCUCGAUGCACAGGAACGAAAGAUGCGACAGCAAGCUGUUGUGGACAUUGACAAUCCGCAGACACAAGAGGGUGUCAUGGAUAGUCUGUUAGAGGCCCUACAGACGGGCUCGGCCUUUGGGAAUCGCGAUCAACGGCGAAAACGUGGCCCGAGGCCCGCUGGAGCCGAGCGACGAGCACAACUCAGUCGAAGUCGUUCCCGGACGCGCGUGGCGCCCGGACCACUCAUCACACGCGAAAUGCUCAAUGAUGUCCUCAAGUGAUCCAGGUCAGUGUCGCCCCUCUAUGUUUUUCAUAUCAUUCCACGCGUGCUCCCUACACGACCACGCAGCACAUCUUCCACAUUUCAUCCGUCUUCUCCCGACGGUUGUACUUACAAUGUAUUGUUAUCUCUUUCGGGGAGUCUGUGCCAUCAAAGUGAGGGUUUUUUCUUUUUUUUCGAAACUACUUCAAUACGAAAAUACUUUUUUUUUUAUAUAAUAAGUUUGAGUUUAAAAAACUCACAAAUUAUUUUUCGAAAAAAAAAUGCAUUUAAUCUGGAAAAGUUGAAAGUGUAAUUUUUUUGCAGAAGAUUCGCGAAGGAAUCUAAUUGAAGAAGAGCAAUGAUAGACUUAAAAUUGUGCCUAAAUAAUUGGUAUUUGAGCUUUAUCCUCUAAAAGGGACCAUACGCAAUGUAAGUGAUGGUGUGAAAAUAUUUUUUUAAAAGUGAAUUUUUGGACUCUUUAAAAUAAAAUUUAAAAAGUAUUAAUAAGAAUUUGCGCUUAAUUGCAGUGGAGCUAUUCCACGAUUUUCCUAUUGAAAAACAACGAUAAAAAAAAAGAACUAACAGUAUAAUCAUUUUUAUUUUUAUUGGUUUAUUGGACGCUUAUUUAAAUCUUUUUAACUGAGCUAUUGUAAAAAAAAAAUGUUAGGGGAGGAUGGAGCAAAAUAGAGAUAUAUUUUUUAUAUUAUAAAUACAUUUUUGAAUAUAAAAGCUAAAGAGACAUUUAUCUUGAACAUUUCCUUAUGCCUAUUAGUCCGAUUAGCCCUUGUCUCCCAUAAAUUGAUACCUUUACUGUAUUCAGAAUAGAUUUAUGCCAUAUGACUCCACCAGAGUUUAAGAGCAUCUGAGUAGAGUUUUAACUACUUAAGUGCAUUAAGUUUGUACUGAAUUUAAUCGCAGCUAAAAGGAGGUUAUUCAGUCACAUAUGGGAGUUACCCUAGGGCGUGUAAACAAUUUUGACCUCCGUGAUCUGUUAGAGAAUCAAAAAUGAUAAUAAAUCGCAAAAAAACUUACCACCAAAAGUCCAGCGAAGAUUUCAUACAAAAUGCAAGAAAAUGGGCGGCCAUUACCAAUUUUAUCCUCUUUGAAUGUUUCAAAACGUUCGUAUUGAUGUUUCGUAGCGACAAAUUCAUCUAAGAAACAUUAAUGCGAAUGUUUUGAAACAUUUAAAGGAACUAAAUUGAUAAUGGCCGCCAAUUGUUAGGCAUUUUGUAUGAAAUCAUUGUUGAACUUUUUUCUGUGAAAAGUAGAUUUUUUUUUCUUGCCAUUUCUUAUCUUUUUUUUCUGAUUCUCUAAAAGUUCAUGCGGGUCAAAAUUGUUUUUUCUCGACCUAAUGGUUUCCCACAUGUAACUGAAUAGUCUCCUUUUCAUGUUAAAAUAUCAAUGAACAAGAAGAAAUAGAAGUUCUCUGUGAUUGUUAGUAGACUGAUUAGACUGGUCAUUUGCUUAUUUCUUGUUCGGCUCUACUGGUGUAGCUUCAGUGCAAAGUUGUUUUAAAUGGAAUAAAAUUGCUUAUUCCCAAGCCCUACGUGAAUAUCUUAUUCCCAACUAUGUCUUUUGAAUUAAGAGAAAAAACUUUAAUAAAAAAAUAUUUAAUUCUUUUCAAAGAUUCUUUCCCUUAUUUUACUCCAUUCUCCCCUUGAAUUAAUCAAUAAGGAAUAUCAUUAAACUAAAUGUAAAAAAAAACGUAGUAAAUAUAUUUUUAUACUGCUCUUAAAAUUAAAAAAUAAAUAAAUGACUGAAAAAUUAAUAAAUUCGCAGCAAUAAAUAAAAGAAGGAUUUUCUUCUGAAUUUUUAUUGAUUCAGAAAAUUCAAUCAAGCCUAAAUGAAUAAAAAUCAACACAAACACUCCACAACAGAGAUUUAUUUCACGAAUAUUCUGCAACAAAAACAGCUUCAACAUUUCCAGAAAAUCAAAUUGAGCAUUUCCGCCCCCAGUCGUGCACUACAACCAAAAAAAAAAAAAACAAAUCACACGUCCUUUCCCCACAAAACCGCCAAAAUUUGCAGAAAAGUCUUCCAGAAGUGAAUCAAAAGCAACAAAAACACUGCAGUCAAUUGAAAACACAUAAUUCUUUUCGUAUCAUGGUUUUUAUUGUAGUAAGUUUUAUUUUUUUAUUAGAAUGAGAACGAUAAAACGAAUAUAAGGAGAGAACCUUUUUUUUUGCGAAAAUGUGUAAUUUACAUCAAAUAUUGUAAUGAUUUAGCUAUUAUACUAUAUUAUUAAAUACAUUAAAGUUUUUUUUUAAAGA
This is a messenger RNA of Lutzomyia longipalpis, 5785 nucleotides long. RefSeq names its product protein diaphanous (gene dia). The coding region runs from base 337 to 3534 and encodes 1065 amino acids. The record is from RefSeq and is a predicted model, not a curated record. Gene Ontology annotation, molecular function: small GTPase binding; actin binding; microtubule binding. Gene Ontology annotation, cellular component: cytoplasm; actin filament. Gene Ontology annotation, biological process: actin cytoskeleton organization; actin filament polymerization. The transcript is spliced from 6 exons. Lineage: Eukaryota; Metazoa; Arthropoda; Insecta; Diptera; Psychodidae.